This is a messenger RNA of Penicillium egyptiacum, 1236 nucleotides long. The record is from the annotation of a GenBank genome assembly. NCBI's taxonomy places the organism in Eukaryota, Fungi, Ascomycota, Eurotiomycetes, Eurotiales, Aspergillaceae.
AUGACCUCAGUCACCCCAUACAGCAUCGCCGUUCCGGACGAGAAACUCCGCCAGCUCCGCCACAAGCUGGAGUACACUACCUUCCCCGACGAGCUUGAGGCUUCCGGGUGGGAUAUGGGGGUCCCUCUCCAUGAGAUCAAGAGACUUAUCGCCGUGUGGCGCGAGGAAUUUGACUGGCGUGCGCAAGAGCAGAAGCUGAAUGAGCGACUCAAGCAAGUCUAUAUUCGAGUAGGAGUGGAGGGCUUCGGAGAACUGAAUAUACAUGCCGUGCAUCAUCGGAGCGGAAAUUCAAAAGCAAUUCCAUUGCUUUUUAUUCACGGCUGGCCUGGCAGCUUCCUUGAAGCCACCAGGCUUAUCCCGCUACUCACUAAGAACAACGGCGAUGGCCCAGUAUUCGACGUUGUCGCACCUUCAUUGCCCAAUUUUGGAUUCUCGGAUGGCGUCAAGAAGGAUUCGGGCUGGCACAUGCUUCAAGGAGGCGACUGGGGCAGUAUGAUCGCCCGUACCAUGUCUCAGUACUACCCUCAACACACCCAAGCCAUCCACCUGAACUUCACGCCCGUCAUACCGCCCUACCCAUGGCGAAGUCCCUACCAAUUCCUCAAGUCAUUGAUAUCUGUGCCCUUCUCAGCGAAAGACCGUGGCUAUAUCGCCCGAACAUUGGGGUAUAUCACUCGCGGCAACGGAUACUUGAAACAGCAAGAAACCCGACCACAGACUCUAGGCUACGGGCUUCACGAUAGUCCCGUUGGAUUGCUAGCUUGGAUUUAUGACAAAAUGCACACGUGGUCCGACAAGUAUCCCUGGACGGAUGAGGAGAUCUUGACCUGGGUGAGCGUGUACUACUUCUCCACAGCUGGGCCAAUGGCAUCAACGAGGAUCUACUACGAGGCCUCGGCGCCGAAGAGUAUUGGAAGCGCGGGUGUGCCGGAGAGUGGAGCUCAGGAGGAUCUCCCGGGAAAGACAGGUCUGAAUUACAUGUCGACUGAACAAGUUCUCGGGGCUCGGGCAGCGCAGAAUGUCCGCUUUGCAGUGGCACAGUUCCGAGAGGAGAUUGUAAUGUGGCCUAUGGCGUGGUAUCGGGCCGUUGGGAAUGUUGUGCAGGAAACGGAGUAUGACCAUGGUGGCCAUUUUGCGGCCUGGGAAGUGCCUGAGUCGCUGGCGUCUGAUAUCAAAAGGUUCUUAGGCAAUAAUGGGCCAGCCUACGGGGCGGUAGCUGACAGAGAUGGCUAUUGA